Messenger RNA from Myzus persicae (green peach aphid), 3048 nucleotides. RefSeq names its product zinc finger MYM-type protein 1-like. Gene Ontology annotation, molecular function: protein dimerization activity. The record is from RefSeq and is a predicted model, not a curated record. Bases 481 to 3048 code for a protein of 855 amino acids. The transcript is spliced from 2 exons. NCBI's taxonomy places the organism in Eukaryota, Metazoa, Arthropoda, Insecta, Hemiptera, Aphididae.
CGCGCUUUUAUGAGGGCCUCGCGGCUCUCUGGUCGAAACUUGUAUAUAACCUAUAAUAAUCAAUAUUAAUAAAGAAUAAUGAUGUAUUUAUAAUAAGAAUUCGUGUUAUAAUUAUACAUUUUUACGGGGAUUUUGAAGAUAAUAUUAUUACGGUCACCGGUUCAUAGAAACUGUCACCCGACCGUUCCCCUGCACGCUCGGCCGUCGAUCGAAUUAACGAGAAAAGAUUACGUAGACAACACUAUUUUAUUAGAUUAAAUUGCGUUGAUUUAUUUUUGAUACGAUAAAGACAUAAUAAAUAAUAAUAUCAUAGUCAAUAGUCAUUGAUAUCAGAUCAAGCACGACGCACGUUGCACGAUUGUCAUACCAUAAUAAAUUAUUUUUUUUUUUUAUUGUGAAUAUUGUCUUUGUGAACAAGGAAACCUUUAGCACAUCUUCACAAAAUUAAUUUUCAUACCAGAUCCAUUAUUUUCAAUUAUCAUGUCAACUCAUCGUGAUCGUGAUAACUUUCGAAGUCACCCAUCUGGUUACCAAAAACGAAUAAAAAAAGAAAAAAAAGAACAAAUUAUUAAGAAACAACGUGGUGCUUUUGAAAAAUUUCUUUGUAAAACAGAAAAAAAAAAUGAAAAUGAUUAUGAGGAGCGGGAAUCUAUUCAACCGGAAAUUCAGAAUAAUAUCUCGGAUAAUAUUAUGGAGUCUGAUCAAACAAUUAAAGAAAAUAAACAAGGUGAACAAUUAGGUAUGGAAAUCCAUGAAGUCUUCUCUGAUAAUUGUUCUGAACCUAUAAACGACAAAAAUGACAUUGAGAAACUUUAUAGCGAGUUUGAUGAUAUUGGCUGUUGGCCUGUAAAUAUUAACCAGAACAUAAGUACAGAAAUUAUUAAAUGUGGUCCAAAAAAAGUAUUAAAUUUUAAAUUUCCGGUUAAUGAGCAAAAUAGGAAGUUUAACGUCAGCUACUAUAAUCGUGUAAUGCCCAAUGGAGAAAUAGUUAAUCGUUUGUGGCUUGUUUAUUCGAUCAGUAAGGAUGCUGUUUAUUGUUUUUGCUGCACACUGUUUCGAACUAGUUUACCAAGUAAUUCGAAUAGAAGUGGUUUGGUAAGUGAAGGAAUUAAUGACUGGAAGCACUUGUCUGAAAAGUUAUCUGAACAUGAACGAACAUCUGCCCAUAAUCAGACAAUUAAAAUUUGGAUGGAACUAAAAAUACGAAUUUCGACUUUAAAUACUAUAGAUAAACAACACCUGAGUCAAAUUGAAAAAGAGAAAAAACAUUGGCGGGAUGUACUUGUAAGAAUUUUAGCUGGUAUUCAUUACUUAGCAAAAUACAACGAUGCAUUUCGAGGAUCAUCUGAUGUUAUUUAUACUGAACAUAACGGUAAAUUUCUCGGGUACAUCGAAACGUUAGCUAAGUUUGAUCCAGUAAUAAUAGAGCACGUUAAACGAAUUAAAUGUAAAGAAACCCACGAUCAUUAUCUCAGUCAUGAUAUUCAAGAUCAACUUAUAACAUUGAUUGCUAAUAAAAUACAAAAAGAAAUAGUAGCGGUUAUACAUAAAUCAAAAUAUUAUUCAAUUAUGAUGGACUGUACACCAGACAUUAGUCACCAAGAACAAUUAUCAUUGAUAAUUAGGGUCGUGGAUAUGGAUACUGAUAACGAGUUAAGCGAUCCAACGAUUAAAGAAAUGUUUAUGGGGUUCAUAAAUGUUAAUUCUACGACAGGAUUACACUUAGCAAACGUGCUAUUAGAAAAACUAAAAGACAACAAAAUUGAAUUAAAUAACUGCCGAGGUCAAGGCUACGAUAAUGGCGCUAAUAUGAAGGGCCAAUAUCAAGGUGUUCAAGCACGAAUAAAAAAUUUAAAUUCCAGGGCAUAUUUUACUCCAUGCGCAGCACACAAUUUAAAUUUACUACUGGGAGACUUGGCCAAAACCUCAACUAAAGCUGUUUCAUUUUUUGGCGUGGUUCAGAGAUUAUAUUGUUUGUUUUCGUCCUCUACUGGCCGAUGGGACAUUUUAAAAAAAUAUUGUAAUUUAUAUACUUUAAAACCACUGUCAGAAACUCGUUGGGAGUGUAGAGUUAAUAGUGUAAAAGCUUUGCGCUUUCAGUUACCAAGUGUAAUUAAAGCUUUAGAAGAAAUGGCAAAUACAACUAACGAUCCAAAAACAAGAAGUGAAGCCUAUUCUUUAGUAAUAAAUGAAUUAAAUAGCUAUGAAUUUGUAUUAAGUUUAGUGAUCUGGUAUGAAAUUCUAUCAGAAGUCAAUAUUGUAAGUAAGAGCUUGCAAAGCAUAAAUAUGCAUCUGGAUGUAUCCACUAAUUUGCUAAAUGGACUACUAAAAUUUUUUGAACAAUAUCGUACUACAGGAUUUGAUUCUGCUAAAAUAACAGCCAACACAAUUUCAGAGGACUUAGAUAUCGAGAUAGAAUUUAAAAAAACCCGUAAAAGAGUCAAAAAGUCACAUUUCAGUUAUGCAGGACCUGACGAUUUAAUUGAAGAUGCUGAACUUAAGUUCAAAUAUGAUUUUUUUCUUUUAGUUAUUGACCAAGCAAUUAAUUCAAUGAAUGAACGAUUUCAUCAAUUCAAAACAUUUAAUAAUAAUUUUGGAUUUUUGUAUAAAAUUGAGCAGUUAAAACACAUGAAUAAUGAAGAUUUAAUGAUACAUUGUAAAGAUCUUCUAAUUACUCUGUCUGACGGUGAUUCUAAGGAUAUUGAUGGAGUUGAAUUAUAUGAAGAAUUAAUUAUUUUGAGAAAUAUUAUUCAUGAUACUAAUACGGCGUUACAAAUUUUAUCUUUGUUGAAAAAAAUGAUGGGUUCAUUUCCAAAUACUUGUAUUGCAUUAAGAAUUAUCUUAACAAUACCUGUAACGUCAGCCACUGCCGAAAGGAGUUUUUCAAAACUGAAAAUAAUAAAAAAUUAUUUGAGAAAUACCAUUUCGCAAGAUAAGAUGUCAAAGUUAGCAUUGAUUUCAAUUGAAAAUAAAAUAUCAGAGUCUCUCGAUUACAACGAUAUUAUUGAAAUAUUCGCUUCACAAAGAUCGAGAAAAAAAACUUUUUAA